AUGUCUCCUCUCGUCGCUCGCGUCGCUCGCUCUGCUGUCGUCCUUCGACCUCUCCCUGCAGCCCAACGAGGACUCCGCACUUCGAGCAUCCUCCGUGAUUCCGAGCCGUACCAGGCGAAGCCGCCCAAGCAGAACCAGAAUCAUAACAAGAUUCUCGUCGCUGGUGCCCUCGCUAUUGGCGGUGGGUUCUGGUGGUUCUACCGAGGGGGUAAGCCCGUCCUCGACGCGUCUGGUGAACCCAAGGCACCUACCAAGUAA
This is a messenger RNA of Fusarium mangiferae, 258 nucleotides long. RefSeq lists its product as uncharacterized. The coding region runs from base 1 to 258 and encodes 85 amino acids. Lineage: Eukaryota; Fungi; Ascomycota; Sordariomycetes; Hypocreales; Nectriaceae. The transcript has 2 exons. The record is from RefSeq and is a predicted model, not a curated record.